UGGCGCUCGCAUCGUUUUCGCUCGCUUCGCUCUGAACCAAUCUGAAACCGAUCCGAAAGGAACUGACUGCAGCAACCGACGAGAGUGUAGUGUGUUUUAAUUUCUAUCCGUCAGAGUCAGUUGUGUUUUGCAUUCCUAACGCUGCGGCUGUCGAUCGGUUGGCAAAGAAUUUUGGAAUUUUUAUACAGAAUCCAUAAAGAAAGUGCAGUGAAACCCAACAAAUAAAAUUUGGUUUUAAACCAAAGAACAAACAGCAAAAAUUCAAUAAAUAAAUCAAGUGAAAAUUAAAUGCUUUUGAUUACGGAGAACAGCUGUUGGCAAUAAAUUUGCAUAGUUUCAAACGAUAAAUAAAGGUGCCGCAUUCCGUCGCAUUCUGUGUGAAUUCCAGUUGCAUUUGCAGUCACUCGGCUCUCCCCCCUCGCCGUUCUGCUGUGGAUAGUUUUCCCCGUUUAUUAAUUAUUAAUGCAACAUAUUUGAUGCAUCGUCCACGCUGCUGCUGUCCUUGGCAGCCCCUUGAUGCCCCACCAUGCUGCAACGUAUGCACUGAGUGAGAGCCAGAAAUCAUCACAAUAGACCGACAACAACAGCAACAAAAACAACAAAAUUGCAACAACAUCUGAGGCUACAACAACUGGGAACCAUGUCAAGUGGAAACAAUGAAACAGCGCCGCUCUACUGCGGCAGCGGCAUGGAUAAUUUCCACACAAGCUACAAGAACAUGCAUGGCUAUGUCUCCCUGGUGGUCUGCAUCUUGGGAACGAUAGCAAACACUCUCAACAUAAUUGUGCUCACCCGCAAGGAGAUGCGCUCCCCGACGAAUGCGAUACUCACGGGCCUGGCGGUGGCCGAUCUCGCCGUGAUGCUCGAGUACAUACCCUAUACGAUCCAUGACUUUAUCCUGACAGACAGCCUGCCACGGGAACAGAAGCUGAGCUAUGGCUGGGCCUGCUUCAUCAAUUUCCAUUCAAUAUUUGCCCAGGUCCUGCACACCAUAUCCAUUUGGCUGACAGUCACGCUGGCCGUGUGGCGCUACAUAGCGGUGGGCUAUCCCCAAAAGAAUCGCGUGUGGUGCGGCAUGCGGACCACCAUCAUCACGAUCUUCACGGCAUAUGUGGUGUGUGUUUUGGUUGUCUCCCCGUCGCUGUAUCUCAUUACGGCCAUCACCGAAUGGAUGGAUCAAUUGGAUUCGAUGGGAAAGGUCGUCAAUUCGAUACCCUUGACGCAGUAUGUGAUCGACUAUCGGAAUGAAUUGAUGAGCGUUAAAGUGGCAGCAUUAAAUGCAACUCCACAGAGCCUAAAUCUCACUGAAACUUUGUGGUUUAAUGCCACAGCAGCGCCUACUAACUCUACGCCUGCUCCUGUGGCACCUCCUGCCUCUUUGGUGGUGCGAAAUGUCACCGUCUAUCGGUUGUACCACAGCGAUCUGGCACUGCACAAUGCCUCCCUGCAGAAUGCCACCUUCUUGAUUUACAGCGUGGUCAUCAAACUGAUACCCUGCAUUGCUCUGACAAUUCUCUCAGUGCGCUUGAUUAUGGCCCUGCUGGAGGCCAAGCAGCGUAGGAAGAAGCUCACCAGCAAACCGCCCACACCCGCUGUGGCCUCGACUACCAAUGGAAAUGGCAGUGGAAAACCUCUGGUGAAUGGAAAAUCCGCUGAGCGACCCCGAAAGAAUAGCAAACUGCUGGAGAAGGAGAAGCAAACGGAUCGCACCACUCGCAUGCUGCUGGCGGUGCUGUUGCUCUUUUUGAUUACCGAAUUUCCACAGGGCAUCAUGGGUCUGAUGAAUGCGCUACUGGGCGAUGCCUUUUUUCUGCAGUGCUACCUGAGAUUAAGUGAUUUAAUGGACAUUUUGGCCCUAAUAAACUCCAGCAUCAACUUCAUUCUGUAUUGCUCGAUGAGCAAACAGUUCCGUACGACAUUCACCCUGCUUUUCCGACCGAAGUUCCUCGACAAUUGGCUGCCAGUGGCCCAGGAUGAGGUGGCCGCCUCUCGAGCAGAACGCUCGGCAGUGGCUCCGGCGUUACAGCAGCGGCAAAUUGUGACUGCAGGUGUCACCACCACGACGAGCACCACUCAAGUGACGAAUCUGUAGCAUAGAAAUCCCAGCAGAAUGUUGGGCCGUCUGUUGAGUCUCCUCAAACGAAGGAGAGACGCUGCCGAAGGUGGAUUCCGUGCAGACAGAGGAGCGGUAGCAGAAAGUGGAUUGGAGACAGAUCCCAUGGCACUGCAGUUCCAUGCAAUUGUCGUUGUGGUGGACAAGGCCAGUGGUGCCACGGAUCAUCGUUUAUGCACCACAGAGGAGGCUCCAACAAUGGCGUAGUGCAGAGGCCCACAAGUCGUGAGGCCACCCAGCUGUGAGGUACAACUAGAUAAAGUCUAAAGAAUGGUUUUUCCUAGUUAAUUGUCUAAACUAGAUAAGAUUUCUCUCUAGUUUCCGUCUAAAAUAAACCCAUUUAUUAGGCAGUAAGCUAAAGCAAAACACAAAGCAUUUGCAUACUUUUUUCGCGAGGUACAAGACCCUUGAAAGAUCAUAAAAACUGUAAUAAAAUUCAACUGAAAUCACUCCUACGCAUCGCUUGCUCCAUGAACAUCUAAAUUGGGAAAUUGCUCAGCUGCAUUUUCAUUCAGAGUUUUCCAUAGUUUUCCCACUCGAAUAUCCAUCAACAACUAAAAAAAAAAGUAUGCAACAUGCAAUACGCGUGUGCGCUACAGAACUACGAAUUUGUUGGCAACGAUUUCGAUGGAAUACCAAAUGAAGAGAUGAGAAUGUAAUAAAUGUCUGAUAUAUUUCAUAGAUACACAUACGGAUAUACGGAUUAAAUGUGUGUGAGUGUGUAAGUGUGUGUGUGUGUGUUGUAGCUUAUUCUAUGAGGGAAUUUUCAUGGUAAAAUUAUUGCUUGCGGACGGGGUUUAUAUUUUAAGAGUUCUUUAUUUGGAAGCAGAGGCUGUGAAACGUUAAAUAAAUAGGUUUCCUUUUACUCGUAUUAUAUUGGGAAAAUCCUGGCGGAAAAUAGGUUUUUCUUUUAUGCGAAAAUUGAUGC
Messenger RNA from Drosophila guanche, 3041 nucleotides. RefSeq names its product sex peptide receptor (gene MsR1). The transcript has 4 exons. Gene Ontology annotation, molecular function: G protein-coupled peptide receptor activity. The record is from RefSeq and is a predicted model, not a curated record. Bases 641 to 2092 code for a protein of 483 amino acids. Gene Ontology annotation, cellular component: membrane. NCBI's taxonomy places the organism in Eukaryota, Metazoa, Arthropoda, Insecta, Diptera, Drosophilidae. Gene Ontology annotation, biological process: G protein-coupled receptor signaling pathway.